UAAAGGACAGAGUGCUACUGUCACCAACUACACAAAGCCUGAAGUAGUCACGAGUCUCUCUGCUGUUAACGUCACAACAUCGUCUAUGUUUGUGAGCUGGACUAAACCAGUGGGAAACAGCUCCUUCUAUAAAGUACAGUGGACAGGUGGAGGAACAAGUGCCUCUGAAAAUGUCUAUGAGACGUUUAAGAACAUUAUUAACCUGACUGCUGGUGUCCAGUAUGAAGUAACUGUCACCGCAGUGGCUGGUGAUGGUUAUACUAAAGGACAGAGUGCUACUGUCACCAACUACACAAAGCCUGAAGUAGUCACGAGUCUCUCUGCUGUUAACGUCACAACAUCGUCUAUGUUUGUGAGCUGGACUAAACCAGUGGGAAACAGCUCCUUCUAUAAAGUACAGUGGACAGGAACAAGUUUCUCUGUAAAUGUCAGUGAGACGUUUAAGAACAUUAUUAACCUGACUGCUGGUGUCCAGUAUGAAGUAACUGUCACUGCAGUGGCUGGUGAUGGUUAUACUAAAGGACAGAGUGCUACUGUCACCAACUACACAAAGCCUGAAGUAGUCACGAGUCUCUCUGCUGUUAACGUCACAACAUCGUCUAUUUUUGUGAGCUGGACUAAACCAGUGGGAAACAGCUCCUUCUAUAAAGUACAGUGGACAGGUGGAGGAACAAGUGCCUCUGAAAAUGUCUAUGAGACGUUUAAGAACAUUAUUAACCUGACUGCUGGUGUCCAGUAUGAAGUAACUGUCACCGCAGUGGCUGGUGAUGGUUAUACUAAAGGACAGAGUGCUACUGUCAAGCCUGAAGUAGUCAGGUGACUCAGUGUUACUGCUUUCACAACGUCCUCUGUAUCACUGAACUGGACUAAACCAGUGGGAAACAGCUCCUUCUAUAAAGUACAGUGGACAGGUGGAGGAACAAGUGCCUCUGAAAAUGUCUAUGAGACGUUUAAGAACAUUAUUAACCUGACUGCUGGUGUCCAGUAUGAAGUAACUGUCACUGCAGUGGCUGGUGAUGGUUAUACUAAAGGACAGAGUGCUACUGUCACCAACUACACAAAACCUGAAAAAGUGAAUGAUCUUAAUGUCAGUGAAAUCAGGACAUCCUCUAUAUUUCUGAACUGGACUGACCCACAGGGUCAAAGGUCUUUCUAUAGAGUAGAGUGGACAGAUGGAACAAUAAACAUGAAUAAGACUGUGACUGAAGCAAAAGUAAAUGUCACUGAGCUGACUCCUGGAGUGAACUACACUUUCACUGUCAUAGCAGUGGCUGGAGAUAACAGAACAGAAAGUGACGUAGCAACACUUUCUCAAUACACAAAACCUGAAAAAGUGAAUGAUCUUAAUGUCAGUGAAAUCAGGACAUCCUCUAUAUUUCUGAACUGGACUGACCCACAGGGUCAAAGGUCUUUCUAUAGAGUAGAGUGGACAGAUGGAACAAUAAACAUGAAUAAGACUGUGACUGAGACUAAAGUAAAUGUCACUGAGCUGACUCCUGGAGUGAACUACACUUUCACUGUCAUAGCAGUGGCUGGAGAGCCUGAAGUAGUCACGAGUCUCUCUGCUGUUAACGUCACAACAUCGUCUAUGUUUGUGAGCUGGACUAAACCAGUGGGAAACAGCUCCUUCUAUAAAGUACAGUGGACAGGUGGAGGAACAAGUGCCUCUGAAAAUGUCUAUGAGACGUUUAAGAACAUUAUUAACCUGACUGCUGGUGUCCAGUAUGAAGUAACUGUCACUGCAGUGGCUGGUGAUGGUUAUACUAAAGGACAGAGUGCUACUGUCACCAACUACACAAAGCCUGAAGUAGUCAGGUGACUCAGUGUUACUGCUUUCACAACGUCCUCUGUAUCACUGAACUGGACUAAACCAGUGGGAAACAGCUCCUUCUAUAAAGUACAGUGGACAGGUGGAGGAACAAGUUUCUCUGUAAAUGUCUAUGAGACGUUUAAGAACAUUAUUAACCUGACUGCUGGUGUCCAGUAUGAAGUAACUGUCACCGCAGUGGCUGGUGAUGGUUAUACUAAAGGACAGAGUGCUACUGUCACCAACUACACAAAACCUGAAAAAGUGAAUGAUCUUAAUGUCAGUGAAAUCAGGACAUCCUCUAUAUUUCUGAACUGGACUGACCCACAGGGUCAAAGGUCUUUCUAUAGAGUAGAGUGGACAGAUGGAACAAUAAACAUGAAUAAGACUGUGACUGAGACUAAAGUAAAUGUCACUGAGCUGACUCCUGGAGUGAACUACACUUUCACUGUCAUAGCAGUGGCUGGAGACAACAGAACAGAAAGUGACGUAGCAACACUUUCUCAAUGCACAAAGCCUGAAGUAGUCACGAGUCUCUCUGCUGUUAACGUCACAACAUCGUCUAUGUUUGUGAGCUGGACUAAACCAGUGGGAAACAGCUCCUUCUAUAAAGUACAGUGGACAGGUGGAGGAACAAGUGCCUCUGAAAAUGUCUAUGAGACGUUUAAGAACAUUAUUAACCUGACUGCUGGUGUCCAGUAUGAAGUAACUGUCACUGCAGUGGCUGGUGAUGGUUAUACUAAAGGACAGAGUGCUACUGUCACCAACUACACAAAGCCUGAAGUAGUCAGGUGACUCAGUGUUACUGCUUUCACAACGUCCUCUGUAUCACUGAACUGGACUAAACCAGUGGGAAACAGCUCCUUCUAUAAAGUACAGUGGACAGGUGGAGGAACAAGUUUCUCUGUAAAUGUCUAUGAGACGUUUAAGAACAUUAUUAACCUGACUGCUGGUGUCCAGUAUGAAGUAACUGUCACCGCAGUGGCUGGUGAUGGUUAUACUAAAGGACAGAGUGCUACUGUCACCAACUACACAAAACCUGAAAAAGUGAAUGAUCUUAAUGUCAGUGAAAUCAGGACAUCCUCUAUAUUUCUGAACUGGACUGACCCACAGGGUCAAAGGUCUUUCUAUAGAGUAGAGUGGACAGAUGGAACAAUAAACAUGAAUAAGACUGUGACUGAAGCGAAAGUAAAUGUCACUGAGCUGACUCCUGGAGUGAACUACACUUUCACUGUCAUAGCAGUGGCUGGAGAUAACAGAACAGAAAGUGGCGUAGCAACACUUUCUCAAUGCACAAAGCCUGAAGUAGUCACGAGUCUCUCUGCUGUUAACGUCACAACAUCGUCUAUUUUUGUGAGCUGGACUAAACCAGUGGGAAACAGCUCCUUCUAUAAAGUACAGUGGACAGGUGGAGGAACAAGUUUCUCUGUAAAUGUCUAUGAGACGUUUAAGAACAUUAUUAACCUGACUGCUGGUGUCCAGUAUGAAGUAACUGUCACCGCAGUGGCUGGUGAUGGUUAUACUAAAGGACAGAGUGCUACUGUCACCAACUACACAAAACCUGAAAAAGUGAAUGAUCUUAAUGUCAGUGAAAUCAGGACAUCCUCUAUAUUUCUGAACUGGACUGACCCACAGGGUCAAAGGUCUUUCUAUAGAGUAGAGUGGACAGAUGGAACAAUAAACAUGAAUAAGACUGUGACUGAAGCGAAAGUAAAUGUCACUGAGCUGACUCCUGGAGUGAACUACACUUUCACUGUCAUAGCAGUGGCUGGAGAUAACAGAACAGAAAGUGGCGUAGCAACACUUUCUCAAUGCACAAAGCCUGAAGUAGUCACGAGUCUCUCUGCUGUUAACGUCACAACAUCGUCUAUGUUUGUGAGCUGGACUAAACCAGUGGGAAACAGCUCCUUCUAUAAAGUACAGUGGACAGGUGGAGGAACAAGUGCCUCUGAAAAUGUCUAUGAGACGUUUAAGAACAUUAUUAACCUGACUGCUGGUGUCCAGUAUGAAGUAACUGUCACCGCAGUGGCUGGUGAUGGUUAUACUAAAGGACAGAGUGCUACUGUCACCAACUACACAAAACCUGCUGUGGUCAAGAAUCUUGCUUUGUUCAAUGUCACAACAACAUCUGUGUCUAUAAAUUGGACUAAACCAGAUGGGGGUGUCGACUGGUACAUAAUCCGGUGGAAUGGGACACAACAGGUCUCCAAUCGAACAAAUCAAACUUUCUUUACUAUUCAAGACUUAACCCCUGGCACCCAGUACGACAUUACAGUGGCUGCUGCUGCUGUAAACCAGUCAAAUGCAGGAGAUAACAGCUAUAUAUCUACAUUCACAAGACCUGAAAAGCCUGGGAACAUCAUUAGUGUUACACAAGGAACCAACACCUUAAGCAUCAGCUGGAUUUUGCCUCGAGGAAACAUUAGUUAUUAUCAGGUCAAUAUAUCCAAUGAAAACUUAGUGUUUACAAACUCCAGUCAAACAGUGGCCACAACAAGCAAUUUUACCAAUUUAAAACCCGGGAGACUCUAUAAUAUCACAGUGACUGCUUUUGCUGGAAACUUCUGGAAUACAUCUGACCAGGUGUCAUUUGCCACUGUUCCCAAACCUCCUGGGUCUGUCAUCUUUAGUAGCCGGAGCAACUCCUCACUCCAGCUGCAGUGGGCAACACCUGAUGAAAUGAUCGGAGCUCCAGACAUCAUAUACAGUAUCACCUAUCAGGCUGUGGGUGGUCUCAGUCAAAACACAACUUCCACUCAAAAUAACACUUUGCUUCUUUCACUCCUUGACUCUGGAACCAGCUACACUGUAACAGUAAAAACUAUUGGACCUGGAAAUUUAAGCAGCACGGUUGUUCAGAAUUCUUCUUUUACCUUGCCAAACCCAGUGAGGAAUCUAAUAGUCAGCUCUGAAUCUACUACUUCACUAAAUGUGAACUGGUUAAAUCCACUGGGGGUCAAAUCGUAUUACAGAUACUUACUUGACACUUACAAUGACACAGGAGGACUUAUUUACUCAACAAACAUCACCGAUAACAGCACUUCUGUACCGAAUCUAAACCCAGGAACUAACUACAGUGUCACAGUCAGAACAAAAGCUGCAGACGGAAGUGAAUCUACAGUGGAAAAGGGAUUCAAUUACACAAUGCCCAAACCUGUGGGCAACAUCACAGUGGAGAGUGUGACCACGACCUCCAUCAAGUUAACGUGGUCCAGACAAAAUGAUUACAAGCCUUCCUAUUCCUACCUGGUCAUAGCAAGACAGAGUGGCAGCGAGAUAAAGAAUGAUUCGACAAAGAAUGAGACGUACACCUUCUAUAAUCUGACCCCUGGAGAGCUGUGCACAUUUUCUGUGUUCACAGUUAUAGCAGGGGUCAAAUCCACAGAGGAAAUUGCACAGAGUUACACAAUACCUGAAGCAGUCUCAAACAUUACAGCCGUAGGAACCACAACUAGCCUUUCAGUGAGCUGGACACUGGUGACAGGGAAGGUCUUCAGUUACAGUGUUGUGCUAAAUAGUACUGGACAGUUAGUGAACAGCACGGUAAACAAUCAAACUACAAACACAGUCUUUGGGGGCUUGACACCAGGAGUAAUUUACUGUGUCCAGUUGAUCACCAAAAGUGGACCUUAUCAGAAUAACAGUUCACCUAUUUGCAACGCAACUUUUCCCAACCCUCCUGGUCCCAUCACAGUGCAAUCUCAGACGGUUAAUUCCAUCAACUUCACCUGGGCCCUUCCACAGAACAUGAGCCAAAAGCAAUACAACUUUAGUGUCACCACCACUAACAACACCUUUGUGACCAAAGACAACUGGUUCCUGCUGGGAAACCUCACAUCUGGAAGCCCCUACACCAUCUCUGUUGUUACUGUGGGUGUGAUGGGAUAUAACAGUGUAUCAGUGACAACAGUAAACUAUACCAGACCAUUUCCUGUAUCAGAUCUGACUCAGAUAGAAAUAACUACAAAUGCAGUGACCUUGGUGUGGACACAGCAGGAGAGCAAAUUAAGCUACUCUUAUCGGGUGCAGGUCACCAACGAGUCCAAUGUUAUUGUAAACAAAUUAAAUGUGAACAUAACAAAUGCAACAAUCAUAAAUCUUCGUUCUGGGAGCAACUUCAACUUCACUGUCACUACACUGACAGCAGAUGGCACUCAGGCAGAUCCUGUGACAGUGUCUUACUUCACACGGCCAUAUGGUAUUACUGAGUUGAAGGCUGAAACCAUAAACACAACUGCUAUAAAUCUGAAUUGGAUGAAGCCAGCUGAGUACAGGAAUGACUAUAAAUAUCGAGUUGCUACAUCAGGCUGUGCCUACAAAAAUGACACCCUGGGACAAGAAACCAUACAGAUCUCAGGCCUCAACCCUGGGACCAACUGUACCUUCUGUGUUUCUGUCAUGGCAGCAAAUGGCAUUGAAGGACAAACAGUCUGCACCUCUCAGUACACGAAGCCCGAGACAGUACAGCCCACUAUCUCAGGUCAUUCGAAUAGUUCCAUCACGGUGACAUGGACGAAACCUAAAGGAAAUGUGGAGAGUUACAGUUUGCAGCUAAUACGUAAUAAUACAACUAUUCAAUCCCUGAACAAUUUGACUACAUCGUACCAGUUUCAAAACCUGUCAGCUGGACGGGCGUACAGCGUCAUUUUAACCACAAUAAGUGGACCCUUCAAUGCAUCAUCUGAACUCGUUACUAACGCCACUCUCCCUAACCCUCCUGGGUCGAUUCAGAUCCUGAGUAAAACAACAAGUUCCAUUGAAACUCAAUGGACAGAGGCGCCUCUGAUGACUGGUGCUAAUUUCUACUACCUGCUGACUUACACGUCAUCCCAGCAAUCCAACAAUACCAAUACCACAAACACCAGAAUGAACUUGUCUUCCCUGUCUUCUGGGACUUCCUACAACAUUUCUGUGACAACUGUGGGAGAAUUAGAAUUCCAGAGUGAGACGGUUUACGUCUACAUGGUCACAACAAGACCACUGGCAGUGCAGGAGCUCAUGGCCACUCCAGGAGAGACAUACAUCACAGUCAAUUGGAGCAAUCCACCUGAAUACAAGAAAAGCUAUAAAUACUUUUUGUCCUGGAAUCAAAAUAAUUCCCAAAUGCAGAACCUCACAGUUACACAAACUGUGUAUAAUAUCACUAACCUGGAUCCUGGUCAGUGCUACAGCAUUAACGUCACCACAGAGACCUCUGAUGAAACACAGGGUGCACCAGUAAUGAUCACCAGAUGCACAAAUGCAAGCCCAGUGACAAUCUUAGGCUGUCAAGGUCCAAACGACAAUACUGCACAAAUCAUCUUGUCAUGUACCACACCCCGUGGCCAACACACUGGCUUCCAGAUGAUUGUAAAUGGAAACAACAUCACUAGCAACUCUUGCAAUUAUACUAUUUCUGGCCUUAACCACUAUACUAAAUAUAAUGUGACUGUGAUAACUCUAAGCUAUGGAAAUCCCAGCAUUCCUGUGUAUCACGAGUGCUCGACAGGCAUAGCUAUCACUACUAUUGCUGUUGCUGUAGCAGUAGCAGUUUUUCUCAUUCUCUUCAGUGUCCUCAUCGCCUUUAUUAUCUACUGGAAAAGGCUAGCCAAAAAAGAAUCACCAGACAUCCAGAUUCAGUCUUUAAGAGCCAAAGUAAGUGUGGCUGUGAGUGUGGAGGACUUUGAGGCUUAUUACAAGAAGCAGAGAGCAGACUCCAACUGUGGCUUUGCAGAAGAAUUUGAGGACCUGAAGGUUGUUGGCACAGCUCAGUCAAAGUUACAUGCACUGAAUGUGGAGAACAAGCCUAAGAAUCGCUACAACAAUGUGCUUCCAUAUGACUCUUCUAGGGUGAAACUUUCAAUUCUCCAUGGAAGUCCAUCUGAUGAUUACAUCAAUGCUAACUACAUGCCGGGUUACAACUCGAGGAAGGAGUUUAUUGCAGCUCAAGGUCCUUUACCCACCACAGUCAACGAUUUCUGGAGGAUGAUCUGGGAGAAGAAUGUGCAGACUCUGGUCAUGCUGACACGCUGUAAUGAACAGGGACGAGUAAAAUGUGAGCAGUAUUGGAGUUCUGGUACCAAGCGGUGCGACAACAUCAUUGUAACAGCAACCUCUGAAAUAACACUUGAAGACUGGACCAUCAGGGACUUUGACAUUAAAAAUGUGAAAACAGCAGAAACCCGAGCAGUUCGUCACUUCCACUUCACAGCUUGGCCAGAUCACGGGGUACCAGAAACCACAGAGCUCCUCAUCAGCUUCAGACAUUUAGUCAGAGAGCACAUGAACCAGUACUCAAGACACUCGCCCACGGUGGUCCACUGCAGUGCUGGUGUGGGGCGCACAGGUACCUUCAUAGCCAUUGACAGACUGAUUUUCCAGAUUGAAAGAGAAAAUACAGUGGAUGUGUACGGCAUUGUUCAUGAUCUGCGCAUGCACCGACCACUUAUGGUGCAGACAGAGGACCAGUAUGUGUUCUUAAACCAGUGUGCUUUGGACAUCAUCCGGUCGAGAACGGGGACCAAUGUGGAUCUAAUCUACCAAAACACCGCGGCACUCUCAAUCUAUGAAAAUAUAGGCCCAAAAAAGGGGUCUCCCAAAAACGGAUACCACAACGCAUAGGCCCAGAAGUCCAUCAGUUCUUCCAUCUCUCUCUUCACUUUCAGAAAGACACUGAGCAGAUAUCUGUGAAGGAGAGGCUGUGAGCACAUUUUCCUGGAUUUAUUUUUAUACCUUUUAGGCUUUUGAUAACAGUCAUCUAGCUUCCUGGAUUCAAAGUCAGAUUAUUUGAUAUUUAUUUGUUAAGAUUUAUGAAUGUUGACAGUGGACGAAACUGUACGUAGAGCUGCAAUAAUGGAUUAUGUGUCUUGGACACUUUGCUAUAAUUGCAUAUUUUUGUAUUGCUCAGAUGUUUUAUAAAUACUUCUUAAUACUGUAUAUGACUCACUGAUGAUUAGAUCUUUUUGCUCAGGUAGUGUGAUGGAUGCUGUACAGGUAUUUUUGAUCAGGAAAAACUUAUAAUAACCUUUGCCUUGUAUAAAACAAAUGCUGUUAUGAAGACUGUGUGCCUUUUAAAGACCUGUUUCACCAGUUCACCAAUAGGUGGCACUCUUAUGUCUUCAAAUGGAAAAGACAGACAUCUUAAAUUCAGCCAUCUGUUUGUGCAUAUUUUAAGCCAAUAUGAACUCUGCAAUGUGUUUAAAUGAAGGAGCCUUUUGCACAUGUAUGCACUGUAUUGUGAAUAAUGCACUGGAUGCAUUUGUCUUCUACACUGUCUACUAUGGAGAUGUUUUUAUCAGUAGCAUUAAUAUUUUGGCCAGUGCUUUGAAGACUGUUAGGAUUAUUUCUUUAUACAUACAAUAAUUUUAUUACAGUUUUACUUUUGCAAUUUUACUUGCCUCAAUAAAAAGCUCAGGAACUCAAUUAAACUGAACAUGUUCCUAGCAUCUAUGGUGUUUGUACUUUGACGAACUUAGUCCAUUGUUUUUUCCUUAUUUUCUACAUUGUGCAUUCCUCACAGAAACUGUAAUGUUAUGUCACUUCCUGCUACAUAUCUGAUCCUUGUAUGGAAAUCCUGUGAUGUUAAAAUGGCCAGAGAAGUGCAGACUUUCAAAGGGCAGGAUUUUCCAGGAGGCAGAUACUUUACUUUUUUAAAGAUAAUUCAAUAAAAGAGUACGCCUGUAGAUAUUUUUUUAAAACAUGUUUUUAAAACUUGUAUUUUUAUUUUAUCAUAUUGUAUUUAAAGCUAUUUUAAGCAUUUGGGUUUUAAAUGAAAAAUAUGUAUAAUAAUUACUAAGGUUUUAGGAUGUUUUAUAUGAUGCUUGAUGGUACAAUGUGAAAAUAUAUAUAGAAAAAGGUAAGGAUUCAAAAUUUGUAUACAUUUUAACCUGUCAUAUGAAAUGGGAUUAAAAAUUCUGCAACAUAGGGGUGUAAUACUCCUCUUAUUGUUUAAAUCCCUCAGCUUCAAUAUGAUUAAAGAUCCAUAUGCUUGCUUUAAUGUUACCUCUGGACAAUUGUGAGUUUGGAUCUAUUUACAAAGCUCAUCACUCAGAAAAUAAACA
Molecule: messenger RNA, 9846 nt
Organism: Pelmatolapia mariae (spotted tilapia)
Lineage: Eukaryota; Metazoa; Chordata; Actinopteri; Cichliformes; Cichlidae
Product: titin-like
Exons: 43
Biological process (GO): peptidyl-tyrosine dephosphorylation involved in inactivation of protein kinase activity
Cellular component (GO): signaling receptor complex
Molecular function (GO): protein binding; protein tyrosine phosphatase activity
Source: RefSeq, a predicted model, not a curated record